Molecule: messenger RNA, 339 nt
Organism: Clunio marinus
Lineage: Eukaryota; Metazoa; Arthropoda; Insecta; Diptera; Chironomidae
Source: the annotation of a GenBank genome assembly
AUGAAAUCAUUGGUGCUCAAUUUUAAGAUUAUGCUCAUCAGAACACUUCUUAAUGUUCACAAUUGCAAAAUAAAAAAUGUGAUAAGACGUUUUUAUGGGUUUAAAAUAUUUUUAUGGUUUUUGAUUAGAAGGCAACUUGGUAGUUACAUAGCUCUCAAUUUCAAACCAUUAGCAUUAAAAGCGAAAAUAGCGAAUAGAAAUCUAAUUUUAAAAGAAUUGAUUUAUGGUCGAAAUUAUUAUCUUAAUAUUUCUCACAAGAUACAUGAAGAAAAAACCACACCAUCUUCAAACAUAGAGAUUUUCAAGGGAACAACAAAAGCAGAAAAAAUCUUGAUUUAA